AUGAGGACUUCACAGCUCUCGGCACUUCCCAUCUUGGGUCUUUUGCCUGCAUCUACCGUCGCAGACUUUGUCAUUGGAAAAUACUCUGGUCAACAGCUUGGUGGUACUUUUCAGACACCAGGACAACUAGCAGUGACAGGAACGUGGAUUAGUACAAAUAUCCCCGGCCAAGAUUCCGGCUUCACAACCUCCGACUUCUGCGACGCAGGCACUUCGGCGGACGCCAGCGUCGACAAAUGGAAGGACUGGACCAACAAUGACUUCUGCGACCUAGAAGUGCCAGGGUGCCCCUCCACCAUGCGCAUUGUCAAGUCUGCGGGUACGUUUUCUGGUGACUGCGGUGCCGAGGUGAACAACGCGGACUAUACGGGCGACUAUGGUGUCCUAAUCGAUACGGUUACAAGCCCCAAUGCGGCGAUUGGAAACUGUUACUACGCGGGCGGGGAUCUGUAUGAGAAUUGCGCUAGUACAGGAAGUGUUUACUACAACGCGCUUGUCGUUUGUCUUACGGGAGUUUGUGGAGGGGUGUUGGAGAGUGAAUUUAACCCUUAG
This is a messenger RNA of Alternaria arborescens, 552 nucleotides long. RefSeq lists its product as hypothetical. NCBI's taxonomy places the organism in Eukaryota, Fungi, Ascomycota, Dothideomycetes, Pleosporales, Pleosporaceae. Bases 1 to 552 code for a protein of 183 amino acids. The transcript is spliced from 2 exons. The record is from RefSeq and is a predicted model, not a curated record.